This is a messenger RNA of Musca vetustissima, 3064 nucleotides long. It is a transcript of the gene Iswi, whose product is annotated as chromatin-remodeling complex ATPase chain Iswi. Lineage: Eukaryota; Metazoa; Arthropoda; Insecta; Diptera; Muscidae. The transcript is spliced from 6 exons. Bases 2 to 3064 code for a protein of 1020 amino acids. Gene Ontology annotation, molecular function: ATP hydrolysis activity; DNA binding; histone binding. Gene Ontology annotation, biological process: regulation of transcription by RNA polymerase II; nucleosome organization. The record is from RefSeq and is a predicted model, not a curated record. Gene Ontology annotation, cellular component: chromatin; nucleus.
AAUGUCCAACGAAGAAGAAAAGGUUGAGGGGCCCGAGGCAACUGAAGAAAAUUCGAAUGAAACAAAUUCGGAAAAGACUUCAUCCUCUGGCGAAAAAGAGGAGGGCUAUGACAAUAAAAUUAAAUCGGACAGUAGCAAACGUUUCGAUUUCUUGCUAAAGCAAACGGAGAUUUUCACACAUUUUAUGAGUAAUAGCAUCAAGAGUCCAACAAAGCCCAAAGGACGCCCGAAGAAAGCACCCAAGGAUAAGGAAAAAGAUGGUGGUUCUAAUGCAGAUCACCGCCAUCGCAAAACCGAACAGGAAGAAGAUGAAGAGCUGCUGGCUGAAGAUACCCAAAAACAAGAUAUUUUCCGUUUUGAAGCCUCGCCGGCCUAUAUUAAAUGUGGUGAACUGCGUGAUUAUCAAAUUCGUGGUCUUAACUGGAUGAUAUCGUUGCAUGAGAAUGGCAUCAAUGGCAUUCUGGCCGAUGAAAUGGGUUUGGGUAAAACUUUACAAACCAUUUCAUUGUUGGGCUAUUUGAAACAUUUCAAAAAUCAAGCGGGUCCCCACAUUGUCAUUGUACCCAAAUCAACAUUACAAAAUUGGGUUAAUGAAUUCCAAAAAUGGUGUCCCUCUUUGAGAGCUGUUUGCCUUAUUGGUGACCAGGAGGCACGUAAUACAUUUAUACGCGAUGUCCUGCUACCCGGCGAAUGGGACGUCUGUGUAACCUCCUACGAAAUGUGUAUUCGUGAAAAGUCGGUAUUUAAAAAAUUCAAUUGGCGUUAUAUGGUCAUCGAUGAGGCUCAUCGUAUUAAAAAUGAAAAGUCGAAACUUUCGGAAAUUUUAAGAGAAUUUAAGACAACAAAUCGUCUUCUGAUUACCGGUACACCAUUACAAAAUAAUCUCCAUGAAUUGUGGGCUCUAUUGAAUUUCUUGCUGCCUGAUGUUUUCAAUUCCUCCGAAGAUUUCGAUGAAUGGUUUAAUACCAAUUCAUGUUUGGGAGAUGAUGCUUUGGUCCAGAGAUUGCAUGCAGUGUUAAAACCUUUCUUGCUGCGUCGUUUGAAGUCAGAGGUAGAGAAACGUUUGAAACCGAAGAAAGAAAUCAAAAUCUUUGUGGGUCUAUCGAAAAUGCAAAGAGAAUGGUACACCAAGGUAUUGAUGAAGGAUAUUGAUAUUGUCAACGGGGCCGGUAAAGUGGAGAAAAUGCGUUUGCAAAAUAUUUUGAUGCAAUUGCGUAAAUGUACCAAUCACCCCUAUUUGUUUGAUGGUGCCGAACCUGGACCACCCUAUACCACUGAUACACAUUUGGUUUAUAAUUCAGGAAAAAUGGUUAUACUCGACAAGCUGUUGCCCAAAUUGCAAGCCCAAGGUUCCAGGGUAUUGAUUUUCUCACAAAUGACACGUAUGUUGGAUAUUUUGGAGGAUUAUUGUUUGUGGCGUAGCUAUCAAUACUGCCGCUUGGAUGGUCAGACACCCCAUGAGGAUCGUAAUCGUCAAAUUCAAGAAUACAAUGCCGAAAAUUCCAGCAAAUUUAUUUUCAUGUUGUCCACCCGUGCCGGUGGUUUGGGUAUUAAUUUAGCCACUGCCGAUGUUGUUAUUAUCUACGAUUCCGAUUGGAAUCCUCAAAUGGAUUUGCAGGCUAUGGAUCGUGCCCAUCGUAUUGGUCAAAAGAAGCAGGUGCGCGUGUUCCGUUUCAUUACCGAAAACACAGUGGAGGAGAAAAUCGUUGAGAGGGCGGAGAUAAAAUUGCGUUUGGAUAAAAUGGUUAUACAACAAGGACGUUUGACCAACAAUACGGGCAAUCAGUUGAACAAAGAUGAAAUGUUGAAUAUUAUUCGUUUCGGAGCCAAUCAUGUUUUCGCCUCAAAGGAUUCGGAAUUGACCGAUGAAGAUAUUGAUACGAUUUUGGAGAGAGGUGAAGCCAAAACAAUGGAGGAGAAAGCAAAAUACGAUUCGUUGGGUGAAAGCUCAUUGCGCACAUUCACCAUGGACACAAAUGCGGAAGGAGCCUCAUCAUCGGUAUAUCAAUUUGAGGGUGAAGAUUAUCGUGAGAAACAAAAAUUGAAUGCUUUGGGUAAUUGGAUUGAGCCACCGAAGCGUGAACGUAAAGCCAACUAUGCUGUGGAUGCCUAUUUCCGUGAGGCUUUGCGAGUAUCUGAACCCAAGGCGCCCAAGGCUCCACGUCCGCCCAAGCAACCUAUUGUGCAAGAUUUCCAAUUCUUUCCUCCACGUCUCUUUGAGAUACUCGAUCAGGAAAUAUAUUAUUUCCGUAAGACGGUGGGCUAUAAGGUUCCGAAAAAUCCGGAACUGGGUUCCGAAGCCACAAAGGUACAACGUGAAGAGCAGCGGAAAAUCGAUGAGGCUGAACCCUUAACCGAGGAGGAAUUGGCUGAAAAGGAGUACUUGCUGACAUUGGGUUUUACCAAUUGGAGUAAAAGGGAUUUUAAUCAAUUCAUUAAGGCCAAUGAGAAAUAUGGUCGUGAUGAUAUCGAAAACAUAGCCAAGGAUGUUGAGGGUAAAACACCGGAAGAGGUUAUUGAAUAUAAUGCGGCAUUUUGGGAGCGGUGUCAUGAACUGCAGGAUAUUGAGAGGAUAAUGGCACAAAUUGAAAGGGGUGAGGGUAAAAUUCAAAGGCGUCUCUCGAUUAAAAAGGCCUUGGAUCAGAAGAUGUCACGUUACCGUGCCCCUUUCCAUCAACUGCGUCUGCAGUAUGGCAAUAAUAAGGGUAAAAAUUAUACCGAAAUUGAGGAUCGGUUUUUGGUGUGCAUGCUACACAAAUUAGGUUUUGAUAAGGAAAAUGUCUAUGAAGAACUAAGAGCGGCAAUAAGAGCCUCACCACAAUUCCGUUUCAAUUGGUUUAUCAAAUCCCGUACCGCCUUGGAAUUGCAAAGGCGUUGCAAUACCCUUAUCACCCUAAUCGAACGUGAAAAUCUAGAAUUGGAGGAAAAAGAACGUCAAGAGAAAAAGAAAAAGGUUACCAAAAAUUCGAAUACAUCCGCCACAGCGCCACCGGCUAAGGCCAAUCAAAAACGCAAAUCUGAGGUGGUGGCCGCCGAGAAAAAUGCGAAGAAAAAGAAAAAGUAA